UCCUCUCUGAACUGCUUUCUCUAUGGUUGCCCUCGCUCUCCUUUCAAGGCUCCUCAGCAAUUCAUAGGCCGCGCCAGGCUGCCCAUCUCAUCCGGGUCCUUUGGAGGCGCAGACGCAGUACGGCCUAGCGGGAGUGGUGGCGGCGGCGACGGGCAGAGGGGAGGCCCCAGGCAGAGACGCUCAGUUCGGCAGCCGCUGGGAGGAUGGCGGCGGAAGGGCCCGAGGCUCCCGCCAGUCCCGGCGGGGAGGGCCUCCCGGGGGCCGAGGCUGGUGAGAGGGGGGCGGGUCGGAGAGGUGUCCGUUGGUCACGCCUGCGUUGGUCACGGCCGGGGGUGGGGAGGACGGGGCUCCAAAGCGUGGACGGAGAGGGGGUCGACACUACGUACUAGAACCCCAAACCCAGCACGCGAACAAAGUCCUUUGUCCCCAAGUGCCUCUCUACCCCAGCGCGCAGUUUCCAACGGGGGCACUCCGGUUUCCCCCUGGGAAGUUCACUAUGCACGACAUGGCGUGUGCUGCCCCUCGCAGGUACACUGCUUCUGUCCAUGGGGGCUUCGUUCCUGGCUGACAUGCGAGAGUGGACCUGGCAGCCACCGCACGUGGGCAUAGAGAGAUACAUGAGAUCCUUUUAGGGGAGGAAUGUAAUAAUGGAGCCUAAUUUGCUUUCUAUGAGAUGUCCUGCUGCCGUCUGCCAAGUCAGACUUUUGGUCUGUCUGCCCUAGAAUUGUCCACUACUAGCAGGCAGUGGCUCUUGAAUGUUUUGGUAGAAGUUUCUCCUGGCCCACCUACCCAACGACCUUCUUUAUCUUCAGGACUGAGACUGCGGAGCCCUGCUCUGGAUUCUCCCCUGAAUAGAAAAGCUUUUCCCUGUCUCUUGGUUAGAGGUGACUUACCACAGGCAAAAUUGUUCAUUUUCAAGCCUGAGUGAAGAAAAGUCCAAAAGGGAACUGUUGGAGUGGCUAUUGGAGAAUGCAUUUUCCAUUCAUAUAUGCAUUUGUUGAAAAUAUUUGGCAGGGAGAGAGAAUUAAUGUGCACAGCAGAGAGAGCAAAGUGCUGCUUGCAGAAUCAAGGCAGGAGGUUUGUUGCUUAGCCAGGAAAUGCCAGGGUGGUUGGGGCAUUCCUUGCCCUUCCCAUGGCCCAUCUUCAGAACAGCACAGUUAGCCUUUGUUAAGCGAGGGGCAACAGAACUAGGUUUCAGAGAGAACUGGAAGAAUUCUCAUUACCUUUUGUUGUUCCUAAAUCCAAUAGGUCCUGACCAAGAUGUGCUUCCUAAGCCAGCGAGUAACGGGGCCCCAAACCCAGAUGAGGCAACGCCAGCGCAAGAGUGCAACGGGGUCAGUGUAGAAUCCACUGCUCUGGCCCUGCGACCUGAGCCUGCCAAGGAGGAAGCCCCUCAGCCCUCUGCUCCCGACGUGGUCAUGCACAUGGCAAUCAACCCCCCCAUGGAGGAGCUCUCCAUCACAUAUCCGCUGGAGUUUGAGCGGUACUGGAGAGCGGCACAAGAGAACCCUCUAGACUUCACUGCAUGGACUGAGCUGCUGCAGUAUGUAGAGCAAGAGGUAAGCUGAGGGGUCCACCUGCAAGCUUGGAUUGAAUUGUGUGGUUAACUGUUGAAGCGCAAGUUAAUUGUCCCUAAUUGGAGUGAGGCUUACCCGAUGAAAGAUAACAGCUUUAAUAAGGCAGGUGCCUCCUUUUCCUUCACAUUUACAGUAGCCUGCUGUGUUUUGUGUGCCUAGCUUCACUUCUUUCCUCUUUCCCACUUGGGCAGAAUCACAUCUAUGCAGCCCGCAAAGCCUUUGACAGCUUCUUCCUGCGGUACCCUUAUUGCUACGGCUACUGGAAGAAAUACGCAGACAUGGAGCGGCGCUUUGACUUCAUCAAGGAGACCGAGGAGGUGAGGAGGGGCCGGAGGGGAUUCCGCACCUCUGCCCCCCCUUCUGUUCCUUUUGUGUGUGUGUGUCCCUGGGACGCACCCGGUUCAGACCACCGCUAGCCAGACAUAGGGGAGCUGCACGCUCCUUAAAGGUGCUGCAGAGUAAGCAGGCUCCAGGUAUCUCCUGCAAGUGAGCCAAGCCACCUCACACAACAGGAUAAGGCAAAAAGCCUGCGUGUCUGGUGUCUUCUUAGCUUCAGUUGGGGUAGGUGGACUCUGCAGGGAUGAGUUAAGCUUUGCAUUCACUCUCUCCAGAAGGACAAAAGCUCCUACCUCAACAUGAUGUUCCUGGUUUUGUCAGCCCCUAGUGCUUCAGAGGAAAGGAGGGAAUCCAAGAUCUUAAGGGUGAAGGAUUGGAGGCAAGGGGUUGAUGGGGAGCAGGGAAUAAAAACUCUUCCUGGCCUCUCCUCCCCCAGUUCUCUACAAAUGAAUAAGUAUUUACAAAUCAUUUCUCUGCUACUGUUGUUGCUCCUCAGGUGUUCCAGCGAGGCCUGCAGUCCAUUCCCCUCAGCAUGGACCUGUGGAUCCAUUACAUCUCCUUUCUGCAGUCCAGCUUGGAUAUGAACCUUCCAGAUUCAGCUCAGAAAAUCUGCGGGUAGGUCGUGUCAGAGGGAGGAAGGGACUUCCUGUUGUAACCCUGUGUGUGAAAGAGAGAGAGAGAAGUGAUAAUUUGGAAGCCUGAUUCUCCUUACAAGACUCAGGAUGCUGAGUGCCAUGGCCCCUUUUGUGCAAUAUUGAGAAAUACAUAGCAAGCAGGUCUCCAAAUCUUACUGGCCAAACAAAUUGUGUCCUUGCCUCCUUACCACGUGUGUAUACUGAGUUCCAGGAGCACCUCCAGGGCCAGCAUAACUGAGCAGGCAAGGUACUCAUGAUAUUCUGUUAGCUGGAAAAGUAGAAUAUGGGUGGGGGUGGAAUGGAGUUUCCUAGAGGACGACUCUGCGAUAUUCUGUCAUGGCUCCUAUUUGCAAAUACUGAUCACAUCUCCCUGUGCCUGUGCUCUGGUCCUCGCAGCACCUUUGAGUCGGCAGUGGCGGCCGCAGGGGUGGAUUUCCGUUCGGACAAACUUUGGGAGAUGUACGUGGAGUGGCAGAGGGAGCAAGGGGACCUGAAGGCCAUCACCGCCAUCUAUGACCGAGUGCUGGCCACCCCCACCCAGCUGUACAGCCACCACUGGGAAAAGUAAGUCUUGUGGGAGGCUACCGGGGGGGGGGGGCGGCUUCCACACUUUGUUCAAGAGCUGCAAUGUGAGUGUCAGAGCUUCAGGCUCCCAAGUGAGGUGUUGGUUUGUGUGAGAAGGAAACUCGCUAAACAUGCCCACAGGAGGCAGGGGCAGCUGCAGCACUUCAGGAUGGGGAGUCCUGGAUGUAGCGAUGCACCCCACCUGCAUAACACCCCAAGGAGAGAAAUUCCAAAGAAGGAACCCUGUCCAUGUUUUGCUAUUGAUACAGUCAUCCUUGAUUUAUGCUUUUGUCCUUCUUCCUUUCAAUUUGCUGAGAGUAGCAGACAGGGUUCUCUCUCCCCCGCUUCUCUGCCCAUUAUCCUCAGAACAACCCUAUGAGGUAGGCUAGGCCAUGGGAGAGAGCGACUGGCUCCAGGUCACCCUGUGAGGCUUUUGAGGAAUUUGAAUCAGGCUUUCACUGCUCUUGGUACCAGCCCUCUCCACUGCACCAAGUGGUUGCUUCACACUUUGCACAACUCAACCUGUCCAUCAAGAUGGAUGUAUUUCAAACUUUUAUCAGCAUUUGAAGUCAUGGAAUCGGAAAGCACCUUAGGAAUCGCUAUGCAACAUGGCACUUUCAUUCUCUAUGUUCACAGUAGCCCUGUGAGGUAGGCUGUGUUGUGCCGCGAAAUGAUUUCUCAGUGGCCACACCCAUUUAGCUUCAUUGGCUGAGUGUGUCUUCCACAUGCACAGCUGGCACUGCCAAAAUAUACCCAUAAUACAGAUUAGGGGAUGGGGUGGAGGGCGAGAGGCCACCCAGACACUCCCCGCCUCCCAGGUCCCAUCUCCUGAGAGAGCUCAUGUAACCGAGGUGGGGGGAAUAAGGCAGUCCCUCAGCCAGGAAUGCCUGAGAGAAUGAUCUGCAGGCUCUGCUUUUUCCUGAGCAAAGCUAUGAAGGUGCUGGCUUAUAAAGUGGUGUUAUCUGCAGUGGGUGCACCCAAAAUUCAGUUAAAGGUUGUGAAAAGACUUGCAGACGUGACUGUCCUUUAGAAACUAGAUAUUUGUGGAUGUGAUUGGAUAUCUCUGAUAUUUUGUAAGGGAAGUUUCUUACUGUGUUGUAAAUAAAUAUUGAAAAUGUAAUUCACGUGACGGGCUUAGGUAUGUUGUUCUGUUGCCCUUCCCCACUCUUCCCCCUUCCAACUCUGCCUUAGGGGUACGAUCCUGCUGACUUCCCUUAACAGUCUUGUGGUAAAGGUUUUACUGAGAUAACAUCUAUGGCAUCGUCAACUUAAGGUCUUGAAUCAGUGCUUAGUAUUAUUAGCUGCUGUGGGGCACCAUUCUGUUGUUGGCACAGUACCAGACCACUGUCCCCUCCCCAGUUCUCUGCAGCAUCCAAACUCCCCCUUUGCUCCAGAGUGGGCACCCUGCCUUGCCUUGCCUGCUCCACCUUUCUCUCAAAGAACAGGAUUGUCUUUCUCUUCCCUUAACGCAGGUUCAAGGAGCACGUGACCAGCCAUCCCCCCAGAGAGAUUCUCUCCACGGAGGAGCUGCUGUGGCUGCAGUCGAAGAUGGCCUCUGAGACAGUGGCCAAGGCCACCGAAAUGGAGGCCGAGGAGGCUCCGCCUGGAGAGGACGUCCCACUGAAGACAGAAGCCAAGCAGGAGAUGGUGGAAGGGAGCCAAGUGCUGGUGGGUACCAGUGUGGCUGGCUGCUCUGCUUUCUCUGGUACUUGGGUGGGCCUUCCUGGGCUCUGCAUACUGAUUACAGUAUUCAAUGAAAGAGAAAGAGUGGGUAGAAAGAGAGCUUCCAUCCUUAGAGGCAGUAUACCAUUUAAGUGUCUGGUGCUGGGAACAAAAUGGCUGCUGUGGUUCACGUCUCGCGUCUUGUUCGUGAGCUUCCCAUGUGCAUUUAGGCUCUCUUAAGGCUCUUUCUUGAGUGCUUCCAUGCCUUGCGUGACCAGGGGCUGAGCUGUGCUCUUGGAUUUCAGGGACCUCUGGACCAGGACAGGAUCCGGGAGCUCGUGAUUUCUAUUCGCCAGCAUAUCUACACCCAGAAUGAGAGCGAAGUCAGCAAGCGCUGGAAUUUUGAGGAAGGGGUUUGUAUAGCUGAGCCGCUGUUUGGUCAGUGCUUUCUGUCUAGGGCUUUAACUUUUUCUAAGAACCUGGCUAGCAGCUGUCAGUCUCUCUGCUGUGGUUAUGUGGGAGAAGCAGCUCUGCUCAGUUCUUCCCUGCUUCUAAAAAACAAGCCACUUGGCUUCUUGCCUUUAAGGCUGCGGAAUGAGCCUGAGAAGCUUCAAAAGCCAGGCCUGCCUGUGUUGCCUCCUUGGGCCUUUCUCCUGUUAGCUUGGGGUUCACUUGCUUGACAGCCAGACACUGUGAGGCUCCUCCCCCUGCCUUGUGAGGUUUAUGCUUGGAAAAGUUGUCCAGGGCUCAUGCAAAGCCAAAAGGGGUGACGGAUGGCAGAGUGCUUCUGUAGGCCUGAAUUGCCAAAUAGGCUGCAUAUGGCGGAGCUGGGGGAUGGAUCCUGUGCCCUGCCAGUGUGACAUAGAGCUUUUACUUUGAGGCUGAAGUGCUGAUGUGCACCGAUGCCAGUGCUCUCCAUUCCUUGCCUGUCUUGCGUCAGCCAGAAAAAGUGUGCGAGGUCCCCCUCUCUCUGGACCUCAGCCCCAGCAGGAUUGGGGAAUUUAUCUCCCUGCUUUCCUUUUGCCUCUCCCGUUGAGCUCCUUCCCCCUCCCCUCCUUUUGUUUUAGAUCAAGAGGCCCUACUUCCACGUAAAGCCACUGGAGAGAGCCCAGCUGCGGAACUGGCGGGACUACCUGGACUUUGAGAUUGCCAGCGGCUCGCACGAGCGCACCAUCGUGCUCUUUGAGCGCUGCGUCAUUGCCUGCGCCCUGUAUGAGGAGUUCUGGAUCAAGGUGUGUGUUGGCAAGAUGUGCUUCCUCCCCUGAAUGCCCCUGGACUGCCCCAUGCAGAGGAAGGAAGCGGCUCCUUCUCUGCCCUUCAGGCAGUCCCAGAGGCUGUGGUUUAAACUCCUCCCUUUAUGAACAGCCUCUUGUUUCGUUAGGCCUCCUCCUCCAGAAAGUGCAUAUUGUCUCGCUGAGGGUGUCCCCAUGGUGGGCUCUAGUUAGAUGGAUAAAAUACUGGUGUCUGCCCAGAUUACAGAAUGGUCCCCACACAGGAGAAGGAGGCAAGCAACAGCUUUGCCAUGAUGGGGCAAAAAAUUAGCACUGGCUUUUUCAGAAACACAGUGACAGAACGUGAUCUCUUUGGGUUAAGCUCCUUCUGACCAGAGCUGCCAUCGCAGGUGUGCAUCCAAGCUGCUUUUCAUACCACCCUCUGCUUCUUCUGUUCCCUUUUCCCCUCCAUCCAGUACACAAGGUACCUCGAGAACCACAGUGUAGCUGGGGCCAGGAACGUCUUCCAGCGAGCUUGCUGCUAUCACCUCCCUCGGAAGCCCAACAUCCACCUCCUCUGGGCAGCCUUUGAGGAGAAACAAGGUGAGGAGAAUAAGGUGCACUGCCUUGCCAGCCCCCUCAGUUUUCUAGCCCAAGGAGCUGCUCGUCCCAUGCUGCUAAAAUCUUCUGUUGAUCAGCCGUAAGCUGCCUAGGCCAGGGGUUGCCUUUCAGGGUUCACAGAAUUCUUCACCAGCCAAACAUUUCUACUGAACUUGAAAAGAUUGAAAUAUUAAUUUUUUUGUCAAUGUCCAGAUGGUGUGCCAUGAAAGAGACAUUGUAAGUGUAAACAUUUCCACUUGCACAACAGGACUCCUCGCACACAUGUUCCCCUCAAAAUCUGCUCUAGGCAGUUGGGGGAACCCCUAGAACAGAAGGAAGGGGUGUGGGGAGAAGUCCUGUUGCACAAGCGGAAAUCUUUGUGCUGGUGGGACACUGCUUUGGAUGCAACCCAUUGUAGGAUAUUUGUUGAGAUUCCCAGAGGCAGCUGACAUAGGCAGGGUGGGGGGUGAAUGGUACACAGUUCGCUCCCUUCAACUCCAGGGGAACUGGGCCAGGAGGGGCCAGGGCAGUGGGGAAGAUCUCCGAAUGGCCAGGAGGAUGCCUGCUCGUUGUCCUUGCUGAAGUUGUCACGGAUUUUUGGAGGAUAGUAAUUUGAACUCGGCUCUUCUAAGCUCUCAGCACAGCGAAUGCAGGUGUUUUCACUCUGUCCACCCCCCCACCCCCCAUGCAGGAGAGGUGGAGGAAGCCCGGCGCAUCUUGAAGUCUUUUGAGGACUGUGUGCCUGGGCUGGCCAUGGUGCGUUUGCGGCGGGUGAGCCUGGAGCGCCGGCUGGGGAACAUGGAAGCGGCAGAGGCCCUCCUGAUGGAAGCCAUCCGGGAGAACGAGGGGAUGCCUGUCUCUUCCUUCUAUUCUGUCAAACUAGCCCGGCAGGUUUUGAAAGUGCAGAAGAACCUGAUCAAAGCCCGGAAGAUACUCUUGGAGGCACUGGAGAAGGAUCCGGUAAAAAAUACUGGGCGUUUGCUAAGGGGGAGUGGGGAGAUGGGGACCUUGAAGGUCGGCAUCCAAAAGUGAGGGACUGGUAUAGUUUUCAACUUCUCUGAUUCCACUUUGCACAGCAUUUCAGAGAUUUGAGAUAGAUUUGAGUGUGGCUUUCUAGAAGUCUGGUUGUCAGUGUUGCGCAUGGUCAUGUGUGCGCACCCUCCUUGGGGGUUCCUGGCACCUCCUAGAGCCACCAAGAGAAGUGUGGUGGGGCUUAUUACCGCAUGUCUGCCAUUGCUGUAUGUGUAAACAGCUGCCUCUUCCUGCAUUAUUCCUCUUUGAGGUGGGAAGUGCAGAUCAGCCCUGAAUGUAUCUAAUCUUUCUUGAAAAUGUUAAAAGUUUCAGCCCACUCAGUCAUGCACAAAGUUCUGGAGCUUCAUAGCUGAAGCUUCCUCCUUGCAUCAUUCAAGUGUGAAAUAAAGCAAUCCCUUUGAACAGCAGUGAACUGCUUGCAUCCUACAGGAGGCAUUACUUGGAAACGCAGCUCAAUAAAGGCAUUUCUUAAGGAAGCUGAUGAGAGUUUGGUUAGAUAGCUACCUCUAAAAUGCUCUAUUAUCAAGAGUGGAUACCAAGGGGAAAACAUGGUGUUCUAAUUGCAGGUCUCUUCUGGAUUCUAUCCAGAAGAGCCAGUCCCUUAGUUGACAUUAAUUCAAGGUGAAAGCAAAGCUCAGUUCUGCUUGCCUUUGCCUAUCCUGGCUGUCUUAAGAGGAAUAAAAAAGCAUUUUCUACAGGAUCCCAAAUUUUUUCCUUGGGACCACCUAGAUAGACUUACCGUAAUGCUGGCCAAUUUUUGCCAACCCUUUAUUUUGAGCUGCAGGUUUUCCUUUGCGCUGAACACAAAGACAGAGAUGGCCUGGAUUCUUUCCUUCCAAGUUUUGUCCCCAACUUUUCUGAGUGAUGUUUUCUGCUGCAUUUUCCUUUGAUGCAGGACAAUGCCAAGCUCUACGCCAAUCUGUUAGAAAUGGAGUUCAGUGCUGACGUCCGGCAAAAUGAGGGCAACACCAUGAGUAGCUUCGACCGAGCCCUGACCAGCGGUCUCCCUCUGGAGACCAAGAUUAUAUUCUCCCAGCGGAGGGUGGAGUUUCUUGAGGACUUUGGGUCCAGCAUCAACAGGUAACAAAGAGAGGAGUACAGUGAAAGGGGGCCAGACUUGCAGGCCAUGUGCCAACAGAGCUUUUUUCUCUCCCAAUAUUUCUUCUCCUUUUUGCAUUGGCAGCUUACUGACAUCGUACGACGAGCAUCAGAAACUACUGAACCAGCAAGUGAUGAGGAAGAGGCUCCUGGAGAAUGGGUGAGGAACUCCUUGGCCACUGAGGUCCUUGGCCUUUGUUUGGCCUCUGUUGUCUGUUUAGGAGGAGGAGGUGACCAACACAGUCUUCCUCACUGAGGCUGUGGACCUCUGCACGUGUACUUUAGGGGGACCUUUGUUGAAAUUGGUACAAUGUACUUCGUACGAUGGAUUAAGUUUGGGCUGCAUGUCUACUGUGAAAGCUAGUCUGGCACAGGACCCUGCUUCCAAUCUCCCCUCUGCCUUGAACUCACAAGAUGACCUAAGGCCAGCCACAGUUCUCUGCCUCGGUUCCCUCACUUGCAGUAUGGGGAUAACAGUACUGGUCUCUCCUAGAGCUCUGUUGUGCCGAUAAUUCAUAUGAUUUAAAUGAUUCAGAAGUACUGUGUUUUCCCUACAUGACACUUUCCCUCACUCAGGGGUUCAGGGUUUCUUUCCUUUUUAAAAUGGUUAACUUAAAAAAAACAACCUGACCGUCAUGCAAAAAACCCUGCGGUGUUGAAGGAGAUCAGGGUGGAGAUUGUGCACCAGGGCAUCUUAUCUUAUUUGUGUUUUUGUCACAGGCCCACCCCACUUAGCUUUAUUUGCCAAUUCUGUUCCCUCAAACUUCCUUCUUGCUCUUCUGCAAAAUAAAAACCCAGGCUUUAUAGAAGCUCACCAUUGUGUGAGCUUUGUAUUGUCCGUUUAACUGUUCAAGGUUUCUUCCCACUGCUUUAAGGCAUGCCAAGGUUUUCUAUAGACUUGGGCCCCUCCCUCAUAACGAGUGGAUUUAGUGAUGUUUCCUGGCUGAGACAUCUCUCUGUGCACCUUCUUUACAAUCUUAAAAGCCAUUGGUUAUUUCUCUCCCCCCCCCCUUAAGAUCUUAGGGGGAGGGUGUCUGUGGCAUCAUAGACAUUAGUGUUAGUUAUGUUGCUGUGACCCAGCAUGAGGUCCUGAAAUACCAGCUGGACACCAGUCCCCUAAUGCACGUAUUACAUUCCUGACUGCCACUGCUAAGCCAGGCCUCUAGGGCAGCCAGAGAUGCCCACUCCCUUCCAGGAUGCUGACUGCCCUUUUUUAAACUUCCGUGCAGUGCUGAGGAGGCCGAUGAAAAAAGGAUGAGACUUGAGGAUGCUGCUGCAGCUGCAGGAGGCGGCAGCCUUGCAGUUGCAACAACAGGCAUCACCCCUUUGAUGGCAGCAGAUGUGAGCAACAGCAGCACAACAGGAGCUUAUAACUAUAACACUUGGUACCAGGUGAGUUGCAAGAGACUUCUAUAGACAUAGCAGAGGUGGCUGAAACAGACUCUUGGGACCAGUUCCUAGUUAGCUUGACAGGUAAUACACACAUUACUGAGGUAGCUUUUUGAUUUGAGCCAGCUAGGUGGUUUGCACAACCCAGUUGAACAGAGUUAAUUUGGGCCAGUUUGAGUAGACAGCUUAGCUUAGGCCUGUUGAGCCAAGCAUUCUGUGUGAACAAGCCUUCCAUGGAACUUUUUGCUGUUGGGGCGGAAGGAAGGCUGUCCACAAAAUAAAUAAUGUAAUUUAUUUAAAGCCGCUUGGCAAAAUUGAAAUAAAUAAAUUUAUUUGCUUCAUUUUUUAUCUACUCUGUUUGCAGAACUAUAGUGGCUAUGGGUACCAGAACACAUGGAACUACAAUCAGUAUUACCAACAGACCUGAAACUGAUUGGCCCAAGAUGCCCACAGCAUCCAUGAGACUGAGUGGCAGCUGCAGCUUUUUGGCCCACAGAUAGAAGCAACAUGAAGUCCAGGCAUGACCUGUAGCUGCUGCUGCUGCUGCUGCCGCCUCUCUGAGCAGCUGUAGAGAAACUUAACUGUCUCCAUCUGAAAAACUGAUUCUCCCUCCCCACAAAAGCUUUGUAUGUACUGAGCUGGCCCACCACCUAUUACGAGCCACAAUUUUCGUGUUUCCACGAUUCAGGGGAAUAUGUUGACACUUCUUAGAUGUGGAGGAUCUGAAAUCACAUAUUCCAUGCAGAGCUGUUGUUGUUUACCACACAAGGGAGGUUGCCACAGUCCUCCUUGGAGACCCUUUGGAUGAUGGAGUGACCAAGGACUACGUCUUGUCUGCCGCGGGAUUCUCUUAGCAGGCUUUACGAGGCCGAAUUGGUGUCUGUUAAAAUGAGUCCUCCUUUUUUUGUAAACUUUUUCUCCUGUACAUUUCAUGUGGUGUUAACUGUACAUAAACAGGAAUUCAUUACCAUGUCUUUACCAUCCUCCAUUUUCCUGCGAGAGGGGAGUGCUCAGGGGGUUAUUCUAGUAUGGGUUGGCAUAGUGCUUAGCCAAAUUUGUGGCUUUUCUUUUAUUUCUACUUGUAAUACAUGUUCUGCUCGCCUGGUUACUUUAUUUAACAGUGUAGGAGCAGGCAAUGAUUGCUGCAGUCUUCUCAUUCAAACUCAACUCUGCAGCUAGAUGGGCUCGAACUGUUUAUUCAACAACCCCCCUUGGAACAGGAAUUGUGUACAAGGGAUCAUUUGCUCUGGAAGAAGACUAAGUUUGACAAUUGGUUCUAAAACCUACUUGCUCACCUUAGAAGAAUAAAGCCAGGCAGAAUAAUCCAGCAAAAUCAGGUUCUUUAGCAAAAGUGCUCUUCCCUAACAAGGAACUCUAUGGCAGGCAUCUAGAAGUUCCACUUGGCCGAAAGUAGAAAAUGUUUAGGCUAUGCUUGCUCAGCACACUUGAAAGAGCCGUUUGUUUCCUGCAGUACAAAUGCAAACCUCUAGGCCUAAAUAAUCCCCCCCCCCCGCUCAUUAUUCCCACCCUACUGAUCAACAUUAUUAGAAAAGUGGACCUUACAAGAAGAUAGAAAACUAGUGAGAAUAUCUCUCAUUUAUUUAAAAGCCUUUGUCCAACAGCCACUUUUUUAAUUCCUGCUCAAAAAAUCCCUUGACGCGAAUCAUGCAGGAAACUUCAUUCACUUGGGUGACUGCUGUCCGCCCAGACAGCUGUGUGAUGAAUUCCUUCACUUCAUUUUCAAGGGCCUGGGGGGAAAUGAAAAAAAGGACAGAAAGUAGCAUGAUUAACCCACCUCAAUUUCCUAAUCACUGGCUAAGAACAGUACAGCCACCACUGUUGUAGUUGUUAAACAAUCCUCAACUCUCUGCUACCAAUAAGAUCACAGCCACUUGCUCCGGAUUAACCUGGAACUAUCCAUAGAUAGGGACGCGGGUGGCGCUGUGGGUUAAACCACAGAGCCUAGGACUUGCUGAUCAGAAGGUCGGCAGUUCGAAUCCCCGCGAUGGGGUGAGCUCCCGUUGCUCGGUCCCGGCUCCUGCCAACCUAGCAGUUCGAAAGCACGUCAAAGUGCAAGUAGAUAAAUAGGUACCGCUCCGGCGGGAAGGUAAACGGCGUUUCCAUGCGUUGCUCUGGUUCUCCAGAAGCGGCUUAGUCAUGCUGGCCACAUGACCCAGAAGCUGUACGCCAGCUCUCUCGGCCAAUAAAGCGAGAUGAGCGCCGCAACCCCAAGAGUCGGCCAUAACUGGACCUAACGGUCAGGGGUCCCUUUACCUUUUUAUCCAUAGAAAAUCCACUUAUUUUGUCAUCCUAGUAUAAGAAAAACCAACAGGGUGCAGUAUGCAAUGUGAAUAACACCUACCCAAAUAUCGCCUUCAAUCUUUCUGAUGACCGUCAUCUUCCUGCACCCUCUGAAGGUAGUAUCUGUGUAAACUGGGAUAUUGUGCAUUCGCGACCUCCUUACAAAAUAAGGAAGGUCAGGAGGUGGGUCUAGUGUAGGAGAAAGCAAAAUGUGUGGAUCUACAGAUGGUCACAUUUAUAUAUCUAAAUCAAAGCACAAAGCAGAGAGCUGGGUAUACUUGCCUCCCCUUCCUCCUCCAACCCUCCACUAAUUUUAUAAACAUUCCUAAUUUGUGUAAUUAAUUAAAGCCACAAAACAUCUUGAGGUUCUAGCAAGAGAAUAAGGGAAAGGGGUGAUGUGAAUCAGAAGCAGGUAGAAGUACUGACUUAAAAGGUUUAUACCUUGUGCAAUAAAUGAACUGUCACGUACAGGCACCUACUAGUGCCAGACUUGCUUAUCUCCAGUGACAGAAUGGUGUGAUGUGCUUUCUGCUGCCUUCUGUAUCUAGUUCAAACUUUACUUCCUAGGGUGCCGAAAGGAUACUACAUGUACAAACUCCUUCAGGGACCCCUUCCCUUCAAAAGCUAAGGGUGGGCAACUGCAUCUCGCUAUCUCCCUCACCUAUCACAGGUCAAGUUUGGCAGGUGGAUGCAGCUGUAUAUGAAGUCAGUCCAUCUUGUUCACUACUGUCUACACUGAGUUGCUCUCCGGGAUUUCAGUAAGAACUCUCCCAGGCCUACCUGGAGAUACCACCGGGAAUUGAACCUUGAACUGUCUGCAGUUAAAGAAGAUGCUCUACCAGUGAGCUAUGACCCUUUCUCUGACAUCAAGAUGACUUUUGACCACACGGUUCUUGCUGAGACCUUUGCAAACCAGACUAAACAGCCUGAUCUGUGGUGCCUGCAAACCCUCAUUCAGCUUAGCCAGGUCUUCACCAACCCCACACAUGAUGCCAUAAAUGAUGCCAGGGACAGGGCAGUUGGACCUGGUUGGGCCAAAAUGGUCUCGUGAGUCGAAUUGGGCCCUUACCUAAGACUCUGAACUAUUUAGAGCAAUCAAAUUACCCCUUCCCCUGUAUUUUACCUUGAGGUGGGCUCCAUCCAGAAGGGGUGGGAUAACUGUCAUGUUUCGGGGGUACUGGUACUCGAGAGGGAGGUAUAAGUCUCUCCACAAACCUAUAUUCAUUAGUAGAUUCAAUAAUCCCUGGAUAUUUCUGUUCUGUAGAGCUGGUUUCUGCUGAAGCUUGUCUCUGAAACAGAAAAACGUUAGUCAACUUACAAGAAUUUUGCUUGGGAAUAUCGUUACCAUUUUUCUGCUAUAAUAAUGGCAAAGAUAAAUUUGUCAGAGAGAAAUCACUUCAGCUAUGGAGAAUGAGAAUCAUAUGCUAAUGGGGAACUAAAACUAAAUGUUCCUAAAACAUUUUUUAUAAGUCUUAUUGAACCAUUUUGACCAGACAGAAUAGGCACAAUGUUUGAAGGAGAUCUUGCAAGGCCACCUAAUUCAACCCCCUGCUUGAUGGGGAAAUCCAGAACUAGAACAUCACUCAACAGCUUGCCCUAAAAGAUGGCUUCCUAGCCUCUGUUUGAAGACCUUCAGCAAGGAAGCACCCACCCUGUAGGGGAAAUGCAAAAGACCAUUGUAAUUUUGAGGAGUUAGAUGACAUGUCUCCUUCCCUUUUACAUCCCCGGUUUAAGGUUUGCUGAUUCAUGAUAGUAUAAUUUGUUUUUCACACACGUGUGUCAGGAGUUUCCUGGGUCCCCUGUGUUCUAAGUGCUGAUUGGCUAGUGGGGAGGAUACCCAGUUGCAGUGAAUUGAGUUGGAGACUCUCAGCUGCUCCACAUUAGUCACACCCGGUGUCCCGGGCUGGUCAUGAGUGAUGCCUGCUAACCAGGUGCAAUCAAUCAAAUCAAAGUUGGCUAUAAAAGCUGUAGGCUGAAGGGGCUCAGUGAGCUUCUUCACAGAUUGAGGUACCAGAUGCUGUGAGUGUGUUGGCCGGGGUCUCUCUUGCUGCUCUACCUGGAGUUCUGGGCAGCUGAAGGGGAGAUUGUGUGUGACUCCUGUCUGGUAUGCUAUAAUUUGUGUUCUGUAUGCCUGCUGCUAUCUGUUAACCUUACGCAAAUAAAGCAUUGCUUAUUCUUCA
Molecule: messenger RNA, 14585 nt
Organism: Podarcis lilfordi (Lilford's wall lizard)
Lineage: Eukaryota; Metazoa; Chordata; Lepidosauria; Squamata; Lacertidae
Source: the annotation of a GenBank genome assembly